This is a messenger RNA of Sebastes umbrosus (honeycomb rockfish), 2284 nucleotides long. RefSeq lists its product as uncharacterized. The record is from RefSeq and is a predicted model, not a curated record. The transcript has a single exon. Lineage: Eukaryota; Metazoa; Chordata; Actinopteri; Perciformes; Sebastidae. The coding region runs from base 1446 to 2204 and encodes 252 amino acids.
UGGUAUCAAUCUUCUCAUCUAACUCUCAGCAAGACAAUAAAUAAGCCCAUUUCCCAAAAUGUCAAGACUAUACCUUUUAAAUCCUUGGUUCCCAACCUGUGGUCUGGGCUCCCCUUAGGGGGGCGCCAAAAAUCAUAGGGGCAAGUGCGCCAGGAUUUGUCUUCUCUGAAGUUGUCAAAAUUAGAUUUGAACCCGUAUAACUAAAAAUGUAAAAACACACUGGCUAAUUAAUACAAAAUUCUGAAUAUAAAACUAUUUACAAAUAUAUAUUUCUUUGCUACUUAGUAGGCCACAUUCUGUUUAAACCCGGUAUUUCUGCACAGUUGCAGUUAAAGAUCAGGCUACACUCAUAUUACUAGUAUUUUAUACACUUUGGGGGCUUUGUGGAAAAUAUGUUGGGAACCACUGCUUUAAAUAACUGAAAUCGUUUUGUCAACAUUUUUGCCAUUCAAAUCUAAAACUUGGAAAACCUAGGCUAAACACCAACUGAAAUCCAAAUCAUUUUUUAAAACAAUCAAACACUAAAUCUUAUCACUGGAGUGUUUGUACAUUUAGUCUCCUAAAUCUCUAGAUUCAGUUUUUGUCAUCUGUAAAAACAGUGUGUCUACUUCAAAUGUCCAGUGACUCUGGAUAGUUGCAUCAUAUACAGUAAAUACGUAAAAUGUCAGUCAACAAUAUUUAUUCACCCUUUUCUUUCAGUUUUUAGGUAAGACAGCCUUAAAUCACCCGAGCUCCCUCACGUGUAGGCAACGUGACUCUUUUCUACCUGCUCCUGACAGCAUUAAAGGCUGCCACUACAUUUCAACAGUUGCACAUUUUAAAUAUUUAAAGGGAGAGAUCGUAACCAAUUGGUGUAACUUCAACAUUUCAAAGAGAACGUCUAACUUUAAAAGUGGACAUUUGGCUGCUGGUACUGUAUUUCCAACUCAUCCAUCUUAACUGUCGUGUGGUAGAUCAAACUGAUAGAAUCUACUGUGUCACUGUUUGGAUCACCUGCAGUGGAAAAUGUUACUUAUGUAUGUAAAGCCUCUUCCUACAUGCACGCAGCAUGUGGUCAGCACCUUCCACACAGGGGACCUCUGUUAAGUCUGUGUUUCACAUUUGGAUUGAUUAACAACGGCAAAAUCCUCAGAUUAAUUAACAAAAUAGAAAAGAAAAUUGUGUCACUUGAAACGGUGUCACAGGGAUGGUGGCGCCCUAAUUAAUGGUCAUUCUAGCCCCAGCUUUGAGUUACACAGAGGCUGCCUGUCAAACAGAUAACCCUGUGAGAGGAAUGUCACCUGCCUCAGUCUCAGACAUGCAUUUAGCUGCUCGUGCUUGUUAAGGAGAUUUACCAACACAAUGCUGAAGGAUUUGAGUAGCGUGUGAGUAAUAUUUUAUUUAAAGAAAUGCCUUUUUAAUAUUGACUUUUUUUCAGUAUUGCGAUUUGGAAAUCUUACCAUAGGAUGGCCACUUCAAAUGGGAAAGGUGAAAAAGUGUCCAAAUUUGAGACACUGAAACUUUUGGAGAAAUGCAGAAAGGAGAGAGAUGAUGCCAUGCACAGAGAAAGUGUUCUCAGAGAGAAACUCAGACAGAACGAGUCAAGGAUGCGUUCAACUGAGGCUGUGAAACAGAAACUGAAGACCUUGACUAUGGACAACAAGGACUUGAGGAAACAAGUGAAGACUCUUCGUAUGGAGAUUGGACUCGAGUGCAGCCCCAAGUUCAAUGGAAAGACCACAAAGGACAUAAUCAAUGACUUUCAUGAAAAGGCGCGUGAGUGCAGUUCCCUGGUGGAGAAGGCUGGGAAACUGAGUCUGACCAUUGAUGAUUUGACUUCAGAGUUGGCAAAUGCAGUCACCUCUAAAACACUUUUAGAGGAUCAAGUGCAGUCAUUGCAGCAAAAUCUCAAGGACAUGACAAAUAAUCAACGCCGCCUGCUGAAGUUGUGGGACGACAAGAAGGUCCAGAGGGAGCAGCUCGCCCUCCCUGCAAUCGCUCAGAAACCUGUACAGAAACCAUUCGUUCACAGAGCAGUUCAAACCGAGAUGUCCGUCGGUUCAUCCCAAAAGCUCCCAGUCAAUGCUUUUGAGACAAAGCCAUUCUCUCGGGACCAUGACAGAAAGACAGUUUUGGAUAAACACAAUUUUCCAACUUAUGGAAAUGGCUAUCAUCAUGACAAGAAGGCUUUCAUGCAUGAUGAAACUAAAGGAAUUAAGAAUUGACUUGACUCAUUGAACACUCUGCAUUGAGAAAGUAAAGCAGAGAUAUAGCAAAUCAAUAUUGUGUGAUAUAUCUGUAAAUA